CUUCUAUCCUCCGCUCCUGCAGGGUCUGCGGCCACCAUGGCGUAUUAGAGGCAGCAGUGCCUGCGGCAGCAUUGGCCUUUGCAGCGGCGGCAGCAGCACCAGGCUCUGCAGCGGCACCCCCCAGCGGCUUAAGCCAUGGCGCUUCUCACGGCAUUCAGCAGCAGCGUUGCUGUAACCGACAAAGACAUCUUCGAAUUAAGCACAUUCUUCGAUACCACCAAAACCUCGCAACAUGGCCGAGAUGAGCUUCCUGAGCAGCGAGGUGUUGGUGGGGGACUUGAUGUCCCCCUUCGACCAGUCGGGUUUGGGGGCUGAAGAGAGCCUAGGUCUCCUAGAUGACUGCCUGGAGUUGGCCAAGCACUUCAAACCUCAUGGGUUCUCCGGCGACAAGGCUAAGGCGGGCUCCUCCGAAUGGCUGGCUGUGGAUGGGUUGAUCAGUGCCUCAGACAACGGCAAGGAGGAUGCUUUCUCUGGGACAGACUGGAUGGUGGAGAAAGUGGAUCUGAAGGAGUUUGACUUUAAUGCCCUGUUGGGUAUAGAUGACCUGGAAACCAUGCCAGAUGAGCUUUUGGCCACGUUGGAUGACACGUGUGAUCUCUUUGACCCCCUACUCCAGGAAACUAAUAAGGAGCCCCCCCAGAUAGUGAACCCAAUUGGCCAUCUUCCAGAAAGUUUACCAACAACUGACCAGGGCGUCCCCUUCACUUUCUUGCAACCUCUUCCCCCUUCCCUAGGGGCCCUGUCGUGCACUCCAGAUCAUUCCUUUAGUUUAGAGCUAUGCGGUGAAGUGGUUAUCUCUGAAGAGGAUAGGAAGCCAGACUCCACCACUUACAUAACUGUGAUCCCUCAGUGCGUAAAGGAGGAGGAUGCCCACUCAGAUAACGAUAGUGGCAUCUGUAUGAGUCCUGACUCCUACCUGGGCUCUCCCCAGCAUAGCCCCCCUACCUCCAGGGGCUCUCCAAAUAGGAGCCUGCUAUCUCCAGGUGCCCCCGGUGGCUCUGCCCGCCCCAAACCUUACGACCCUCCUGGAGAGAAGAUAGUAGCAGCAAAAGUAAAGGGUGAGAAACUAGAUAAGAAGCUGAAGAAGAUGGAGCAGAAUAAGACAGCAGCUACUAGGUACCGCCAGAAGAAGAGGGCAGAGCAGGAGGCCCUCACUGGUGAAUGUAAAGAGCUAGAAAAGAAGAAUGAAGCUCUGAAAGAGAAGGCAGAUUCUUUGGCCAAGGAGAUCCAGUAUCUGAAAGAUCUGAUAGAAGAGGUCCGCAAGGCAAGGGGGAAGAAAAGGGUCCCCUAGUUUAGGGUAGUUAGUGUGUGUGCUUGUACAUAGGAGGCUAGUGCUGAAGCUGUGUUAAAUAAAUUAUUUUGUAGUGAAAGUA
Messenger RNA from Hippopotamus amphibius kiboko, 1373 nucleotides. It is a transcript of the gene ATF4, whose product is annotated as activating transcription factor 4. Gene Ontology annotation, biological process: regulation of transcription by RNA polymerase II. NCBI's taxonomy places the organism in Eukaryota, Metazoa, Chordata, Mammalia, Artiodactyla, Hippopotamidae. Gene Ontology annotation, molecular function: DNA-binding transcription activator activity, RNA polymerase II-specific; RNA polymerase II transcription regulatory region sequence-specific DNA binding. The record is from RefSeq and is a predicted model, not a curated record. The coding region runs from base 233 to 1291 and encodes 352 amino acids. Gene Ontology annotation, cellular component: nucleus; ATF1-ATF4 transcription factor complex; ATF4-CREB1 transcription factor complex. The transcript is spliced from 3 exons.